Messenger RNA from Closterium sp. Yama58-4, 621 nucleotides. The record is from the annotation of a GenBank genome assembly. NCBI's taxonomy places the organism in Eukaryota, Viridiplantae, Streptophyta, Zygnematophyceae, Desmidiales, Closteriaceae.
AUGGGUUCCUCCGAAAAUCCGUCGACGACGAAUGCUCCAACGACUCCUUCCCUCCCGACGGACUUCUCGACAACGCCGCACGUUGUCGACUUGAGCGCGGUGCCGAUUUUCAACGGGGAGCACUUCUCCUCGUGUCCUUUCAAGCUCAAGGUGUAUAUGAUGGAGCGCGACUUGUGGGGCUUCUUCGAUGGGUCGGCAUCGAAGCCCGCCUCGGACGCUUGGGUGCGAAAGGAGAAGGAAGCAUGGGUGCGAAAGGACAAAAAGGCAUUUGCCUUUCUUGUCUCCAAGCUAAGCCUCCAACUCGUCCCGAUCGUGAGUCCGUGCAUCGACCGUGACGGCGCGACUCGUGAAGCGUGGAAGCGACUCGAAGGAGAGCACGUCUCCAAGUCGCUUCAUAGCAAGCUUCAAGCGCGCCUCGACUUCUUCACGGUGCGGAUGAGGGACGGCGAGUCAAUGCGCGCGUACGUCAACCGCGUGGAGGAGCUUGGCGAGCGCUUGGUGGAACUCGACGCGAGCGUGGAGGACAACGAUUGGAUCAUGACGCUCCUCGCGGGCCUCGGCGAAGCAUGGUCAACGGUGAUUACGAUGUUGGAUGGGACGCAAGACACGUGGAAGGAGUAA